This is a messenger RNA of Osmerus eperlanus (European smelt), 4989 nucleotides long. RefSeq names its product A disintegrin and metalloproteinase with thrombospondin motifs 8-like. The transcript is spliced from 9 exons. The record is from RefSeq and is a predicted model, not a curated record. Gene Ontology annotation, molecular function: metalloendopeptidase activity; zinc ion binding. The coding region runs from base 384 to 3215 and encodes 943 amino acids. Gene Ontology annotation, biological process: proteolysis; extracellular matrix organization. NCBI's taxonomy places the organism in Eukaryota, Metazoa, Chordata, Actinopteri, Osmeriformes, Osmeridae.
GAGAGACCAGCAGCGAUGGAAAUCAAAAAAUAAACCACUUAUGUUUUAGAAGAGCCAGGCUUAUAAAUACUACAGUCAGAGCAAUCCCGUUGAUUCACUCCGCAGCAAUAGAACUCGAGCCCAGGCUCCAGCUUCACAAAUUAGGGAUUGAUUUUCUUAGACAAUUUUAAAUUACGUUUUAUAUUAAAACUUUUACCACUUGAAAUAUUCAUUUGCAGUACAUUUUAAACGACGGUGGGGUCAAAGCCUAUGUUUAGUAGUGUUAGGUAUAUUUUGAAUUGUAUUUAGAUAUUCAUCCAUUCCGUUUAUAUUUGUAGGACGCGUUAACCUUCCGCUUUGAAUCAUAGCACUUAACUUUGAUACCGUGCGUAUGAAAACAUACAAUGGCUUCAACUUUUCACAUAACCUUUUUAACUCUCUCCUUGACCAACUUGGCUCUAUCGGAAUUGUUCCAAUCAGAGGAGAUAAUACCCGCCAAGACAAGUGUAAGAGGCGGCCAUCUAUGGAGAGGACACGAAGAUCAACAAAGUAUCAGGCUGAAAGCCUUUGGCCGCGAGUUCACGCUGAAUUUGUCUCCGGACGACAAUUUUGUUUCUCCCAGAUUAAGCAUUCAGCGAAUUCAAGCGAGACAUUUGUCUGCUCUUCUCAACAGUUCUGGAUCUCGACAUUUUUCCAGCGAUGUCAUGGAGACGGAGAAGAAUCUGGAUGAGUAUGCAGGCUGUUUCUACUCGGGGACAGUGGACACAGAUCAGGACUCUAUGGUUGCGGUUAGUUUGUAUCACGGCAUACAAGGGUCAUUCAUUACGCACGGGGAUGAAUAUGUCAUUCAACCCAAAGUCAACGGCCAUAGCAAAGCAGGCAGCUACACCUCGCAGGUGCACGUUAUAUCAAGGAGAGUUUUUACCCAGCCUCGUGAAUCUCAAAAGACUGCCUUUGAUCAAUUGAAGGACGCAAGCUGGUUUAUGGACUCAGAUGACGGCGAGUCAUAUCACGAUGGGGAUGAGGUUCAGGGAAAGAAGCGGAGUCGACGCUUUGUCUCUGCACCUAGAUACAUUGAAACACUACUAGUUGCAGACUCCUCAAUGACACAGUUUUAUGGGGACGAAAUCAAGCACUAUCUGCUGACUCUGAUGGCCAUGGCUGCACAGAUCUACAGACACCCCAGCCUCAAGAACUCUGUGAGCCUGGUGGUGGUGAAGAUGCUGGUGGUGGAGGAUGAGGAGGUGGGGCCCCAGGUAUCAAGCAACGGAGGCGUGGCCCUCAGGAACUUCUGUUCCUGGCAACAGCUCUUCAACCCUUCCAGCGUGAGACAUGCCGAGCACUACGACACUGCAGUCCUGUUCACCAGACAGGACAUUUGUGGAUUGAAGACCUGUACCACGCUGGGCGUGGCCGACGUGGGCACAAUGUGUGACCCCAAGAGAAGUUGUUCUGUCAUAGAGGACAAUGGUCUCCAGGCAGCCUACACCGUUGCCCAUGAGCUCGGUCAUGUCCUGAGCAUGCCACAUGAUGACUCCAUAAACUGUAAGAAGUGGUUUGGGCACCUGGAUGGGCACCAUUUAAUGGCAUCAGAAAUUGUAGACCUCAACAAGAUCCUCCCUUGGUCGCCCUGCAGUGCCCGCUACAUCACCGAGUUUUUCGACAACGGACAUGGUGACUGCCUGUUAGACCCCCCAGAGCAGACCAUGCCCCUCCCCAUGGAGCCUCCAGGCCACUCCUACAGCCUCGACCGCCAGUGCCAGCAGGCGUUUGGAGAGGAGUUCACCCAGUGCCAAGAUGCCCCAGAGAAUCUGAUGUGCAGCCAGCUGUGGUGCCGGGAGGAGGGCCAGCCCCACUGCACCACCCGCAACGGCAGCCUGCCCUGGGCGGAUGGCACGUCCUGUGGGGCCAACGCCACCUGCCAGCGCGGCACGUGUGCCCUGACGGAGCACCUUGAGGGAGAGGAGCCUGUUGAUGGCGGCUGGGGUGGAUGGGGCCCCUGGGGGCCAUGCUCAAGGUCAUGUGGUGGAGGAGUGGAGUUCUCCCAGAGAGAGUGUACUGAACCUGAGCCACAGAAUGGAGGGGCUUACUGUGUGGGCCAGAGAGUCCAGUACCAGUCCUGCAACAUCCAUGCCUGCCAAGAUGACCACGGGAGUAGCUUCAGAGACGAGCAGUGUGAGAAGUACAACAGUGAGAGGUACCUGGACAUGCAUGGCAACAUCAAAGAGUGGAUCCCUAAGUACAACGGCGUGUCACCCAGGGACAGAUGCAAGCUGUUCUGCAGGGCAAGAGGCAGCAGUGAAUUUAAAGUCUUCGAAGCCAAGGUGGUAGAUGGCACCACCUGCGGCCCAGACACCACAUCCAUCUGUGUCCAGGGCCAGUGCGUGAAGGCAGGCUGCGACCAGGUAAUAGGGUCCAAUGUGAAGAUGGACAAGUGUGGAGCGUGUGGAGGGGAUGGAACCACUUGCAGGAAGAUCACUGGAUCUAUGAACAACGCCAUAUUUGGCUAUAACGACAUUGUGACCAUCCCGACGGGGGCCACCAACAUUGACAUCAAGCAGAAGAGCCACCGGGGGAUCAAACACGACGGCAACUACCUGGCUCUGAAGACAGAAGGAGGAGCCUACAUCCUGAACGGGAACUACUCGGUGUCGACGGCGGAGCAGGACAUCCCGGUGGCGGGGGCGGUGCUGCGCUACAGCGGCUCCUCCACCACCCUGGAGAGGAUCCUCAGCUACCAGCGGCUCCGCCAGGCCCUCACCGUCCAGCUGCUGUCCACCGCCGGAGACUCCGCCCCGCCCCGGGUCAAAUACACCUUCUUCCUCCCCAGGAACGUGCCCUUCACCAAGCUAGGCUCCGAGGGCAGGGGCCCCCUGCACGCCAUCCUGCCCUUUGGGGGAGCUGACUGGGUUCUGGGGGAGUGGUCUGAGUGCUCCAAGAGCUGCGGUUCUGGUUGGUCCAGGAGGAGUGUCGAGUGUCGCGACGGGGCGGGCUUCCUGUCCUACUUCUGUGACGAGGACCUGCGGCCGGUGGACAUUCGGCCGUGUGGAGACCUGCCCUGCCCCAUCUGGCAGCUGGGCCCCUGGUCUGCCUGCUCCCGGACAUGUGGGGUGGGCCUGCGCCAUCGCACUGUUCUGUGUUUGGACUACACAGGCAAGAAAGUGGAGAUGGAGAAAUGCAAUCCUGCCAAGAGGCCUGAGGUUUUCUCCACUGAAUGCAGCUAUCUGGACUGCUGAGCUGCGAGGAGGCAGGAGAAGAGGAAAUGUUAGUAGCAGGCAGCAGUGGAGUACAUUACAGUGGGAGGUAGUGUAGGGCUAGUUAGUAGGGCUAGUUAGUAGGGCUAGGAAGUAGGUGUAGUAAGCAACUAACCAGCAUACAACUUUUUCCCGACCACCCAGACCAUGCUUCAGAGACAAGCAGGACAGCUCGUCACAUGCGGUCAGUUCACUAAUAUUGACCAAAACUACAACCAUGGCUUGGUCAUAGAAAAUACUGUAGAUGAAUUUGACAGUUUACUUUCUGUCAUUGUUUGUUUCCUUGAUAUCAAAGCUAUAUUUGUAAACCACUAUUGAAGGUUCUGUUAUCCAAUAGAGAUCUACCUCAUAGGAUGUGAAAAUCAACUCUCAAAUCAGUUUCUGUUUGCAAUUUAAAUGCAGUUCAUCAAAGGCACAUUAACUUUACAUAAAUCCUGCUGAGAUUCUCUGGAGUGGUUUAAUACCUCAAUCCAUCUUUGUCAACAUGAAUCACAUCCCAGAUUAGGUAGAGAAAUUCCUAAACGGUAGACACAAGGUACCAUGAUAUUGGUUAGCAAAGCAUAACAAUUUCUCAAAAAUAUAGACAUGUCAUCAUGCCUUAUCAGACCUCCUCAUAAGGUUAUUUCCAUGACUCAUCAGUUCUGGAAUAAUGGAGUCUGGUUUGGAUGUGUACUCUGGCCACAAAACACCUCAGGCUAGAAUGUUGGCGGGUCUAACAAGUCACAGCUAUCUAAUUAAGCUUCAAAAUAAAUCUGAAACAAUAUAUAUUUUACCCUUGGGAUUUGAUUGACUGUCUGUUGCUUCUUAAAGUGUUGUUUUAUGAACAGUGUAGAAUAGUUAAUGGUGUGCUAAAUGAAUUACAUGUUACACUUUGCAUUGAGAGCUAGGUGGAGUUAGUUGCAGCAAUGUUUUUUAAAGGUGAUCUGGAGCAAUCUUGGAUGCAACCAACACGGGAUUAUAUUUAUUUGUCAUGCUAUGUUUUCUUUCUUAUUAUUCUUGGCCAUAGUGUGACUGUGGUCAUAUUUUUUCAUCAACAGAAAAAAUCUAUUUUUAUCCAAUGGAAAAUGCUUCACUUUGGCCUAAACAUUAUUAUAGACACCAAUCUGUUAGCUGUAGACUAGAAGAAUGGUCUCUGGUUCAUUCUGUUGCUCUGAAAUGGAGUAUAUUUUGUACAGUGCCAAUUGACCUAAUGGUAUACUAUGUCAUGAUGGAUGAGUCACUAUGUGUCAUUUGAAAUAGCUUAGGGACAAACACAGUCAUGAAUGUGGCUAAGUACGUAGUUGUCUAGCCACACAACUCACACAGAUGAUCAGAGGGAGGGGUGUGGUCUCCAGUCCUCGGGGAGAUAGAGAUGAAGACUUGUAACAUAGAUUACAGACCUGUGUAUUGUUACACAGGACUAAGAGUCAUGUUCAUUCUCUGGACAGAAUAUAAAUAGCAUAUAGUCAAACAAACAACAACAAAAAAAAUAUUGUUUGUAGAUUAGCUAACGUAUAUUAGUCUAUAAAAACCCUUACAAUAUAUAUCACCAAACUAUUGAUGCCUUAUGCAGGGAUAUGCAAAUGGUAGAGGUGUCAUUCUUUGUUGGGUCAAAGUUUGUUCUGGGGCUUCCACAAAGGGAAACAGCAGUAAUUAAUUAAUUUAAAGGAAAAGAUGUAGAUCACAUUUCAAAGCAUUCUAUCCCUUCAAUGAAGGUCUGUAUUGUGCUAUUGUUGUAGCUUCCUUACAAAGCUAUUUAUUUUGUAAUACUCUCUGA